AGCCUCACUGCUUCUUCUUCUUCUUCUUCCCCAUCUCUCCCUCUCUCUCUCUCUCCCCAUCAGCAAUGGCUUCAAACACAGCAGCACCAGCAGACCAUCAAGAACCACUCAAACACAAGAUGUGGGUCUUGAAAGUUUCUAUUCACUGUGAAGGCUGCAAACAGAAAGUCAAGAAAAUUCUUCAGCAAGUCCCAGGUGUGUCUGGUAUAGAUAUUGACAUAAGACAGCAAAGGGUUGUGGUAACCGGCGACGUUCAUGCCGAUACUCUGAUAAAAAAGCUGGUUAAGUCCGGUAAAAAUGCGGAGCUAUGGCCGCAGAUGGUUGCGCCGAGGGAGGGGAUUCCGGCCGCCGUCGCCGUUAAGAAAGCCAAAGAAAUGAAACCCGAAAGUAAACAAGAGGAUAGUUGUACGUCCGGCCACGGCAAACCACCGGGGAAAGUAGCAGUGGUGAUUCAAGAGCCUCCGGCUAAGAAAACUGAAGGUGGUAGUGAGGAAACCGCUAGUGGCGGCGGUGUGGCUAAAGACGAAGGAAACAGUGUCGCCGGCGCCGGCGAGUCUAAGGGAAAGAGUGUUGAAAAUUUACAAGGAGCAAAAGAGUUAAAAUCGGAGGGGAAGAAACCUGAAACAGGAGAGAAUAGUUCUCAAACACCUGCCACGCCGGAGAAAAAGGACGGCGAAGCCGGCGGUAACGUCGCCGGUGAAGACAAUGGCAGUACCGGUAAAAUAAAGAAAAAGAAAGGGCAAAAUGGGAAUUUCAAUUCCGACGAGAAAGUCUCAUCAAGUGCUGGUGGACCAGCAGGUACGGGAUCACACCAUCAUGAACCGGCCCCACACGCGGCUUCUACUUCCACCAAUCACAUCCCUCCACAUCAUCAUCCAUAUGGCCCACAAUACUACGGGCCCACACCCGUAUACGCCGUGAGCUACAAUACGGCCUACCCAACAAGUAGCAGUACAACGUCGUACUACGCAACACCGCCCUCGAAUUCGUAUGCUUAUACGUAUCCCGGGCCCACCAUGCAACCGCCACCGUCCGAUUUGGUGCAUCCACAACAGCCGUCGGAUUCAUUUGAACUAUUCAGUGAUGAGAACCCUAAUGGGUGCUCAAUUAUGUAAUAAUUUUAUUUGUAUCCUUUUGAAGGGUUGCUUCGCUUAUACCACUCGUAUAAGGUUGUGAGGGCUAAUUUUGGAAAUUGUAUAGAUGUAUGAAAGUGAGAUUAGGGAUCAGAAUUAGAAGGAAACCCCAUGGAAAAGCAAACAACCAAGCAAAAUGUCGAAUUUAACCCCUCAUGUUCUGAGAAUCAUGUCCACGGAAGUGAACACGUGUCAAGUCUUAAUUGGAUGAGAUGUUUGGUGUUCAAUCAGUUCAAAAGAGAGGUUUUGGGGUUUUCUUUAUAAUAGUUGCUUUUGUACAAUGUAGCCUUAGUUGGUAAGUUUAGUAGUCAUUUUGGCUUCUUUUGCUGUAAAAGUUGUUAGCCUUAGUUGGUAAUGCAUAGUUCUAUCUCUC
Molecule: messenger RNA, 1506 nt
Organism: Ipomoea nil (Japanese morning glory)
Lineage: Eukaryota; Viridiplantae; Streptophyta; Magnoliopsida; Solanales; Convolvulaceae
Product: heavy metal-associated isoprenylated plant protein 35-like
Exons: 3
Coding region: 66-1115 (349 amino acids)
Molecular function (GO): metal ion binding
Source: RefSeq, a predicted model, not a curated record